Asterias rubens (European starfish) is the source of this 1999-nucleotide messenger RNA. Its product is annotated as ADP-ribosylation factor-like protein 6-interacting protein 1. The record is from RefSeq and is a predicted model, not a curated record. Lineage: Eukaryota; Metazoa; Echinodermata; Asteroidea; Forcipulatida; Asteriidae. Bases 23 to 646 code for a protein of 207 amino acids. The transcript is spliced from 6 exons.
AUAACAAACGGUAAACUGAAAAAUGGCGCAACAAUCGGAAGGAAUGGGGGUCUCAAAUGCUGACACAAAAGAUGAAGAGAUAGCAGCACUGGAGCAGUCUUUACAUGAAUGGCGCUACAUCUUGCUUCAUUUUGAUCGCUGGUUGAGAUGGGAGGAUCAGGUUCAACCUAUGAUAAUGGUUGCCAUCGUCACAGUGCUUUUUAUGAUAAUGUGGUGGACGGAGCCAUCGAUAUUGACAUCAAUCUCUCUGCUUGGGAUGUUUGUGUGCCUUGCAGAUUACCUCGGACCAACAGUCUUCCAUUCCUACCUCAUCCCUACUCAUGAAUGGACAGCAGAACACCAGCGUCAGUAUCAACAAGUGUGCAUCAGAUUGAUAAGAGGGAAGGACACUGUAAUGCGUGGGUGCCAGUGGCUGAAAAAUAUGAAAGAAGUCAAACCCAAACAGUAUUUCAUCUUGGUGGUUGUGAUUCUUGCAGUCAUCGCUUUCAUUGGGAACCUCAUCCCCAAUCUCUUAAUCACCUACUUUCUAGCUGUUUUUCUAGUUCUUCUUCCUGGUUUAGAGCAUCGAGGCCUCAUUACCCAAGUGUACGCUACAACGCUCUUAACCCUGGUCAACACUCUGCGACAGACCAAGAAGAAGGAUUGAGCGUUUACCAUUUAAAACCACAACCAUAUUUGUAUCCAAGCAAACAAACAAACAAAUAAACAAACACUAAACAAGAAGCAAAGGUAUCAUGAAUUUCUAAAAAGGGUCUCUUUCAAGGAGGUUACCGGACACCACAGCACACAUUACUUUUGAUUGGUCUUCUUUAAACAGAAGCACUCAUUUGUAAUAAAAUUGCUGUUGGAGGCAGGGAAUUUUUCUUCCUUGAGAGGGCAAGGCUGUUUGCAUUUUGCAAAGGGCACUUCAACUGCAGAUCUUAAAGACUUUAACAGGAAACUUUUUUAGAAAACAAAUACUCAAAGUGUGCUUUGUAAUUAUUUUGCUGUAUAUUUUUUUCUUUCUUUCGGGUGUAGACUUUGUGUGGAUAUUUAGUUUAAUUUGUAUAUUUUGCUCGAGUAUAAUAUUGUGCCUUUACUUUAUUUAGUUUGCUUUAGGUACCUAGGCGGGCUCUGAAUGUAACUUCAAUCAUAAAAUACCUGCUGUAUCAAUGCACUAAGCUUUGGAUAAGGAAUUUUGUUGGGUGUACAGUGGAGGAUUUCACAAAGAGUUAAGACUAGUCUAACCAUGAGUGACUAGCCUUAGGUUUUUAAUAUCUCCUAUAGGACUAGUCCUAAAUUAGGUUCGACCGCAGUAAUUGAAUUCCCCGUUUUGUAAAGGGAAAUCCUGUGUUUAAGAGGUAAAAGAAUUUGUAAAUUAUAUAUUUGUGUGUAAUUACGUGGUAUUCGUUCAGACAGUUUUGUACAUUUCUAUUUGAUUAACUCGUUCAGUCCUAAAGGUCGUAUACAUAUUAUCACUAUUAUCACUAAGGGCAUAAAUACAAUCGACUUUGGGAUGUAACAUGGCAACACAAAUCAGCAAGAUAUACUUUUGUUUGGUUUAGAAAGAUUUUUGUUUAUUUGUUAUACAGAAUUUUGAAAACAUAAAAUAGCUUGGCAGUAUUUGUAGGUUCAAAACGAGUGGACACUGAAAGAGUUAAGUAAGACAGCAUUUUUCAAUGGUUGUAACUAGGUUUUUUUUGUAGUAAUGUAUGCAAUGUAAUAAUGCAAUACAGGGACCGUUUUGGCAGUCGUAAUAACUGUUUCGUUCAAGUUUGCGACUGGUAAAUCACUGGCGAUUGCCCGAAAACGUUGUCGAACUUCCGGCAAUUAAUUAAUUUGAAAAGAUGGUUAUACCUCACUGGUUGCACAGGCAGAAACAUCAUCAGGGCUGAGUGAAUCAACUUUGAAUUUUGAACUAUGAUUAGGAUUAUGUAAUGAAUGUGUUUGGUGUGUUAUGUGUACAAAUCAUUGAUAUUGGCCCUGUCUCAAACUGGCAGAUUAAAUUGAUUGACUUGAA